Molecule: messenger RNA, 534 nt
Organism: Paramuricea clavata
Lineage: Eukaryota; Metazoa; Cnidaria; Anthozoa; Malacalcyonacea; Plexauridae
Source: the annotation of a GenBank genome assembly
AUGAACCAAAGGAACUUAUCAAAGGAUGCUUGUAUAUGGAUGCAGACAUUGGCGCCAUAUUUGACAGCAAAGAAACUGCUUGAUGACAGGUACGGUGACCCUUACAUAGAUUCGAAUGCGUAUUUGAAGAAAAUUUUAGAAUGGCCUAGUAAAAAGACCGGAGAUGAUGCGGCGGUUGAUCGUUUGGCUACGUUUCUCGAACAGUGUUUGAGUGCGAUGACGUUAUUGUCCUAUUUGAACAUUCUCGAUCAUCCACAUAAUUUACAAAUGCUUAUCGUCAAGUUACCCUUCUAUUUGCAAGAUAAAUGGCGGCGAGAAGCAAUCAGAAUUCGUGGUAACGGAGCAAGAAUUCCUAGCCUGAAAGUCUUUACGAAGUUUGUUCAAUGUUUGUUCAAUUGUUCAAGAUUGCGAAUGAUCGUGUCUUUUCUCGUAGCGUUCUCGGAAGAAUACAAGUGCCAGACAAGAACCCAAAAAUGUCCGGCCAUGGUCCCGACGACCCUUUGUAUAAGUAGAACAGUCGUGCAACGAAGGUAG